AUGUCUUCUGGUGACACUGAAGCGCCCACUCAGCACUCUCGCCGGGGCGGGUUAUACAGACCCAACCGAGGCCAUACUGAUUCCGCGCAUCAUACUAACGACCAUGUCCCCGCCAGUUUUGAGCUGUUUCUGCUAGACGACGGCCAAGCAAAGGUCGAGACCAAAGAGGAGACUCGCGUCCCUCACACGGCCAUCUUCACGUUCAACAAGGAGGACCACACGCUGGGCAACCUCCUCUCACAACGCCUCCUCAAGUAUGACCAGGUCAUGUUCGCUGCCUACAAGGUCCCGCACCCGCUAUUCGCCAUGUUCGAGCUCCGUGUUCAGACCGAUGGCUCGAUUACUCCCAAGGAUGCCGUGGUUCGCUGCUGCCGGGACGUGGUACAGGACUUGCAGAAGCUCAACGACAGCUUCCAGCAGGAGUGGUUGGGCAAGCGCAUUGUCAGCGAGGGCGAGGCGGAGCGCCAGCAGCGCGAGAACAACAACUACUAG
Messenger RNA from Plenodomus lingam JN3, 492 nucleotides. RefSeq lists its product as uncharacterized. Lineage: Eukaryota; Fungi; Ascomycota; Dothideomycetes; Pleosporales; Leptosphaeriaceae. Gene Ontology annotation, biological process: transcription by RNA polymerase II. Gene Ontology annotation, cellular component: RNA polymerase II, core complex. Gene Ontology annotation, molecular function: DNA binding; protein dimerization activity. The record is from RefSeq and is a predicted model, not a curated record.